Molecule: messenger RNA, 4828 nt
Organism: Apis mellifera (honey bee)
Lineage: Eukaryota; Metazoa; Arthropoda; Insecta; Hymenoptera; Apidae
Product: myeloperoxidase
Exons: 3
Biological process (GO): response to oxidative stress
Molecular function (GO): heme binding; peroxidase activity
Source: RefSeq, a predicted model, not a curated record
ACACGCGGUUACGUUUCAUUGUCACCAGAUGUCGCUAGUCCUCGCCAGUCGGUCGGAAAUCACGUGCUUCCGACACCUACGAAAGUGGUGACCUCACUGCUCAACCAUCUACGCCCCACUCCGGAGGCACACGAGGGUCUGACCAGCUUAUCCGGGAUAUGGUCCGAGCUAAUACUCAACGACAUCGCGUCCGUCGUCUAUCCAUCCCGAAAACUGGACCUAUGUUGCACCAUAGGGAAAGCGAGGCAUCCAGAAUGUUACGACAGCCGCGACGAGCAAGACGGAUGUAUAGGUUAUUGGCGGUCCGUGCCGACUCUCACUGUGCACAAGUGUAAUUUCGAAAGCAGGGAACAAAUGAACGGUGCGUCGGCAUAUUUGGACGGUUCCCACAUUUACGGAUCCACCGACGAACAGCUGCACCGAAUCAGGACGUACAAUCGAGGAAGGGUCGACGUUUCUGCCUGCCAAGUGUGCAACAGCAGCUUGGACAAGCCGCUUGGAAUGGUGUACGCCGCCUUUUUGAGCGAGCACAAUCGAUUGGCCGAGGCGUUGGCCGACGCCAACGAGCAUUGGGACGACACUAAGUUGUUCUUGGAGGCUCGACGAUUGGUGAUGGCGCAAAUUCAACACGUCACUUUGAACGAAUACGUACCGAGUAUUCUCGGGGAGGGUGCUCGAACGGAUCCGGAAUUGAUGCCCGUUUCGAGCGGGUUCUACAACGGUUACUCGUCCUCGAACGUGGGAGGGACGUACGAUGCUGUCGCGCUGGCGGCUCUGCGCGCUCUGACGUCGCUGCGCAGCCACAGAAUCGACAACGCCACGUGCUUGGAGGACCACGUGAUCGCCUCGGCCAAUCGCGUGAGCCUCGAUCUCGGCCAAUCCGCUUUCGAAUCGAGAGUCGACGCGAACGCGCGCUUUAUACACGUGGGCCGUGAUCAUGGGAUCCCCGGAUACGUCGAGUUCGUAGCCGAUUGUUCUGGACGCAAUGUGACCAUCCAAAAUUUCAUGGAUUUGGAGCAUCUAAUGCACCCGGUACACGCGAGGCUGUUGGAAUCCGUAUACUCGCGGGUGGAAGACGUAGAUUUGCUGCUCGGUGGAAUUUUAGAGAUUCCUAGAAGGGGUGGAACGGUAGGUCCGACGUUCGAAUGCCUUCUCAAGAGGCAGUUCAUCAAGACGAGAAACUCCGAUCGAUUCUGGUACGAGAACGACAUCCCGCCGUCCGGAUUGAAUCCGACUCAACUGGCCGAAAUUAGAAAAGUUUCUCUGGCCGGGAUCCUGUGCGGCAACACGAAGAUCGACAAGAUUCAACCGAAAGCGUUCAUACAGCAGGACCCGUAUCUGAACGCGAGGAUCAAUUGCGACCAGCACAGCGUACUCGACAUCGCUCCUUGGCGAGAAGAGCCACUUCCAGAGCCCGCCAAGGAGGUAGCGAUUGGAACCAGAUCAGUGAUCCCCGAGUUCAUCCCGGAACUCAGCCCGAGUUUAAUAGCGGCAGCCGUGAAGAAAGCUGAGGCAGAUUUGAUCGAGAGGAAACAACUGGAGUACAAUUCGUGGCUGCAGCAGAGAAUAGCGGAUCCGAAAUCGCCAGCCGGGACGGCUGCCAGCUUCUCGAAAGCCAACAGAGAUGCCCUCCUAUUGGCAAACUCCUCCAUCAUGUACGAGUUGGCCACCAACGAAAUUCUGAACGGGAUACACGGGCUGAAGCGGAAGAAACGACAGAUCUUCGACACCACGGACAAUAUACUGGGCUUUCCCAACAACGACUUCUCAGAUCUGCUGCAAAACGUCGAUAUCUCCGGAUUUCUGUCCCAGAAGAAGCCUACGAAUCACGACGAAGUCGAGUGCCCCGUGGACGAUAGCCCUUGCGACCCAACCUCUCCGUACAGAACCCUUUCCGGCCACUGCAAUAAUUUACGCAAUCCCAAUUUGGGUAAAUCGUUGACGACAUUCGCCAGAUUGCUGCCUCCCGUCUACGAAGACGGAGUGUCGAAGCCGAGAAGCACCUCGGUGACGGGAGUGCCUCUACCGAAUCCCCGAGUAAUCUCCACGGUGAUUCAUCCCGACAUCUCCAACUUGCACAAUCGAUACACUCUGAUGGUAAUGCAGUUCGCUCAAUUUCUCGACCACGACCUCACCAUGACGCCCAUUCACAAAGGUUUCGCCGAGUCUAUACCCAGCUGUCGCUCUUGCGAUUCGCCCAGAACGGUUCAUCCCGAGUGUAAUCCCUUCCCCGUCCCCCCUGGCGACCAUUACUAUCCCACCGUGAACGUAACGUCUGGCGCGCGAAUGUGUUUCCCGUCCAUGAGGUCGCUGCCUGGCCAACAACACCUCGGACCGAGGGAACAAAUCAAUCAGAACACCGCUUUUCUCGACGGAUCGGUAGUGUAUGGAGAGAACACUUGCAUCUGCAACAUACUGCGUGGCUUCAACGGUCGCAUGAACAUCACCCAAAGUCCGCACAGAGGGGCCAAGGAUCUCCUGCCUCAAUCGCCCACGCAUCCCGAGUGCAAAGCUAAAUCAGGUUACUGCUUUAUCGGCGGAGACGGCCGCGCCUCCGAGCAGCCUGGAUUAACCGUGAUGCAUACCAUGUGGGUGCGCGAGCAUAACAGGAUCGUGGAGGGAUUGAGGCAGAUCAAUCCUCACUGGGACGGCGAGAAACUGUUCCAACAAUCUCGACGAAUAAUCAGCGGGAUGCUACAGCACAUCACGUACAACGAAUUCCUACCUCGGAUACUCGGCUGGAACGCCGUCACGCUUUACGGAUUGAAACUGUUGCCGCAAGGCUAUUACAAGGAAUAUUCCCCCACUUGCAAUCCCAGCGUGCUCACCGAAUUCGCGUCCGCGGCGUACAGGAUCGGUCACUCGUUACUGAGGCCCCAUCUGCCGAGAAUGGAUCGCAACUAUCAGAACAUGGAACCGUCCAUCUUGCUCAGAGAUGGCUUCUUCGACCCGGACGUGCUCUAUCAGUCGAACAUGAUGGACGAAAUGACGCGCGGAUUGGUCGCGACACCUAUGGAGACUUUGGAUCAAUUUAUAACCGGCGAGGUGACCAAUCACCUGUUCGAGAUCCGAGGAAUACCGUACUCUGGCAUCGAUCUGGUCGCUCUCAACGUUCAUCGUGCCAGGGAUCACGGUAUACCGUCGUACAAUAAUUACAGGGCUCUGUGUAAUCUGAAGAGAGCGACCACUUUCGAAGAUUUGUCGCGAGAGAUGGCGCCAGAGGUGAUAGCUCGGAUGAAACGCAUCUACGCCUCCGUGGACGACAUCGACUUGUUCCCAGGCGGAAUGAGCGAGAGACCCCUUCAAGGCGGAUUGGUGGGGCCCACGUUCGCUUGUAUAAUCGCGAUACAAUUCAGGCAGGCGAGGAAGUGCGAUAGAUUCUGGUACGAGACCGACGACCCGAAUAUCCGCUUCACCGAGCACCAGCUCGCAGAGAUUCGUAAAUCGACGUUGUCGAAGGUUAUGUGCGAGAACAUGGACAAUCAAAACGACAUGCAGAGGGCGGCGUUCGACUUGCCGAGCAAUUUUCUCAAUCCUCGAGUCCCUUGCGGCUCGAUGCCGCAAAUGGAUCUCGCUGCGUGGAGAGAAACGAGGCACGGUUGCCAGAUCGGAGGAAGAAACGUUGCUCUCGGAGAGUCUGGCUUCCCUACGCCUUGCACCAGCUGCGUUUGCACCGCCGAAGGCACUCAAUGCGCUUCUCUGAGGAUUACCGACUGCAAUCAGCUUCUACGCGAGGCAUCUCGCGAGGCGAUUCUACGCGACGACGUGUGCACGGCUCAGUGCGGUUUCGUUUUGGCGGCGACGGAAGCUUCCUCGAGACUUCAACAGUUUACCACGCCGACCAGUUUCCCUGGUUUCGUGUCGCACAGAAAUAGUUUGAGAAGCGCGCCAACGCCAGUUUCGUUCAACGGAUUCAAGUUGCCCGAUCUGUCGCAAUUCAUAGGUUGAGCGGUGGAAGAAAAAAAAAUGUUAUAACAAAGACUUCUCUCCUAUAACUGGUUGCUUACUAACUAUCACACGCAAGAGAAUCACUGUCUUCCUUCCGAGAGAUCAUACAGUGAUGUUAAGUUUUUUUUAACGAGCUGCACUCAUCGUAAAAGGUUGAACAAUUUUUUUGUAAGAGAGUCAAGAAUCACGGUGAAUGUGUUAUGCACGCGUCUCAAAACUCGUGCAUUUUGAUAGAAAUCGUUUUAUGAAGAGAGGUCAAGAAGUAAUCAAGAUUCGCUCAUGUAUUAUAUACUCGACUGGAAAUGUUUUAAAUGUUUCAUUUUGUAACGAAUACCUCUCUCUUUUUCUUUUUUUUUUUUCUUGUUAUGUUUAGUACUAUUUUGUAGAUUAUAAGAAGUAUUUAAUUUAUGUUUUAUAUAUAUAUAUAUAUAUAUAUGCGUAUAUAUAUAUAUAUAUACGUAAGAAGGUGUACUGGAAUAAGGAAAGUCAAAAGAGGUCAGUACAUGAUAUACUACUUGUAUAAAGCUGUCAUUGCCAGUUUGAAGGAAAAAUUGUACAGUGAUCUCGUAGCACGUAAUUGCUGUGUGAGGAAAAAGGACUUUAAUAAAUUGUCACGGUAUUGUGACGUUUGUUAGACAAAAGGAAUAAAAAUGUGAAUAAUAAUAAUAGGCGAAUGAGUGAUAUGUAUAUUGAAAAAAGUUGCGCCUAGUGGUGGCCCGAAUAAAUCCUUUUUAUACUUGUAUAGUAAUAUUACAACGCGAAAAUAACAAAUGCGAACACAAAAUUUAAUUCUGAAUUGUCUUUCUUUUUCUCAUUACACCUCUAUCUAAUUUUGUAGUAUAAUAGUGACAUGUAUAAUGUUAAUAAAUGUUAAUAUUUC